This is a messenger RNA of Ostertagia ostertagi, 591 nucleotides long. The record is from the annotation of a GenBank genome assembly. Lineage: Eukaryota; Metazoa; Nematoda; Chromadorea; Rhabditida; Trichostrongylidae.
AUGAGCCUGGCACUACUUUCUCUGAUACUAUUUAGCUGCCAUAUAUGGGCUGUAAAGCCUCAAGUAAAGAAAUGUACGUCCAAUGAGGACUGCGAGGUAAUUUGGCCUGGAUCAACAUGUCAACGCUCACGAUGCAGAUGCCCUGAGAACUAUGUACGACGAAAGAGCCCCAGUCGCGGGAAUGGGUGUGCUUGGCAGGUGAAUGAUGCAGCCACCGGUCAAGUCGGACCGCCACUCACCUGCCCUCUGCCGGACGGAGCUGGUUAUCAAGUUAUCCUUCGCGGUAGCUCCACCAACAAUCUUCUAAGCCCUCCCAUACUGUGUUCCUCCAAGACGAAUGACUGUGACACCGGCUACGAAUGCAUCCAAGGACUGUCCGCUGCAGGCACCCUCGACGGAGCUUGUUGCCCAGAUCCGAUAACCACGUGUGCGCAUCCCAUAUUCGACCACGAAUCCGGCACAUUAGAACGUUGGGGUUACGACGGAUCCGAAUGCGUACGAUUCAAAUGGGAUCCAGAGAGACCAUCUUCAGCUAAUAAUUUCAAAACUAAAAUGCAGUGUGAAAGUUACUGUGUAAAUAUAUUCGCUUAA